AUGAGGCGGAAACCUUCCGAACACCUCGUGUCCACCGUACGUCACAUCCUGUUAAGAUGGCUGCCAUCCGGAGCGGGCUGACUCCAAGGAGCUUAGCAAGAUGUUUCCUCAGACAGCAGAGCGGCUGCAUUCACCCUCGUCCACAAAUAUGGAGCCGUGACUUGUCACAAAGAUCCCAUCUACACACUGUGUUUGACUUCAACAGUCCUUCCUCCAGCACGUCCCUGCUGUUCCGCCGACGCAAUGAAAGGCUUUUUAUCAAGGCUCUGGUAGUGCGACACAGCAGCUCUGAGUUGCCAACUGGCGGUGUCAGCGUAGAUGUUCCCGAUGGUGGCCCCGUUUUGGCGUCCUCACCUGCUUCUUUUCUUGACGGAACCAACCCCGUACUUCCCCAAGUGAUUGCUGAACAGAUGACGCUCCAACCUGUUUCCUUGGUAACAACAUCUAAUAUGGACCCUUCCCCCAUUGUGGAUUCUGUCCACCCCAUCCCGCUUUUGACACAAGCCUCGUUAGAGCCUGCUAUUGAUGUGGCGCCGGCUGCCGUGGAGGUUCUGCAGGCUGUGACUACAGAUGUCCGCCUAGUAGAGCUGGGACUUGCUGGUCACACUCCUGUGGGUUUGAUCCAGAACAUGUUAGAGUUCCUGCACGUAGAUGUGGGUAUUCCCUGGUGGGGAGCCAUUGUUGUAGGAACAAUUGUGGCCCGUCUGAUGCUGUUACCAGUCAUAGUGAAGGGGCAGCGGGAGACGGUCAAACUGAACAACGCCAUGCCGGUGAUGACCAAGCUUAACACCAGGUUGGCGGAGGCCAAAGGGAGCGGAAACAAAUUUGAAUUCGCCAAAGCCUACACCGACCUCAGUUUGUUCCAAAAGAAGAACGACCUUGAUCCCUGGCGUGGCUUCCUGGUUCCUCUAGUGCAAGCACCUGUUUUCAUCUCCUUCUUCAUCGCGCUGAGGAAGAUGUCUUACUUGCCGGUGCCCAGCAUGCAGAAUGGAGGCGCGCUGUGGUUCAUGGAUUUGACUGUAGCAGAUCCCUUCUACAUCCUGCCUUUAGCCGUCACUGGAACCACGUUCCUCAUUAUGGAGCUGAGCGUCGACUCCGGUGUAGCCAACCCCAAUCUGCGUGUCAUGAAGACUGUGGUCCGGAUCAUUCCCUUCGUCAUCCUCCCACUCACCAUCAACUUCCCCACGGCUGUGUUCACCUACUGGCUGACGUCCAACUGCUUUACCUUGGUUCAAGUGGCCCUGCUCAGACACCCGCUUAUACGAGACAAGCUGAAUAUCCCGGAGCGGAUCGUACACCCGCCCUCCGCUCAGAACGAAGGCUUCUUUGAAAGCUUACAGAAAGGAUGGAAAAACGCACAAUCACUUCGGCAGCUGGAAGAGCGGGAAAGACGCAUUAAUAAUCACCUGGACCUUGCUGCCAAAGGACCACUGAGGCAGACUUUUUCCCACAAUCCUAUGCAGCAGACUCAUGUUGCUAAAGACAAGAAGGUCUCAAGCAAGGAGAGGCCAUGGAAGGAUGUUCUUGAAUAAACUGUGUACAUAUUUAUGUUCCAAGUUGAGAAAUUAAAAAUAGUUUCAAAUGA
This is a messenger RNA of Nerophis ophidion (straightnose pipefish), 1585 nucleotides long. It is a transcript of the gene oxa1l, whose product is annotated as OXA1L mitochondrial inner membrane protein. Gene Ontology annotation, biological process: mitochondrial respiratory chain complex IV assembly; protein insertion into mitochondrial inner membrane from matrix. The record is from RefSeq and is a predicted model, not a curated record. The coding region runs from base 57 to 1532 and encodes 491 amino acids. Gene Ontology annotation, cellular component: mitochondrial inner membrane. Gene Ontology annotation, molecular function: membrane insertase activity. The transcript is spliced from 11 exons. Lineage: Eukaryota; Metazoa; Chordata; Actinopteri; Syngnathiformes; Syngnathidae.